Messenger RNA from Coniophora puteana RWD-64-598 SS2, 1660 nucleotides. Its product is annotated as disulfide isomerase. NCBI's taxonomy places the organism in Eukaryota, Fungi, Basidiomycota, Agaricomycetes, Boletales, Coniophoraceae. The annotation marks the transcript as partial. Gene Ontology annotation, biological process: protein folding; response to endoplasmic reticulum stress. The record is from RefSeq and is a predicted model, not a curated record. Gene Ontology annotation, cellular component: endoplasmic reticulum. The transcript is spliced from 4 exons. Gene Ontology annotation, molecular function: protein disulfide isomerase activity.
CAUGCGUUUCUCCAAAGUUGCCUCGGCCGCCUCCGCUAUCGCCUUCUCUGCCCUCGUUGCAGCAGAGGCUGAGUCCGACGUCGUUUCUCUCACUUCGACCACUUUCACCGACGCCGUCGACCCGGAGCCUCUCAUCCUCGUCGAGUUCUUCGCUCCUUGGUGUGGGCACUGCAAGGCACUCGCCCCUCAUUACGAGGAGGCCGCAACUGCUCUCAAGGAGCACGGCGUUAAGCUCGCCAAGGUGGACUGUGUCGACCAGGCUGACCUUUGCCAGGCCCACGGUGUUCAGGGCUACCCCACACUGAAGGUCUUCAAGAAUGGGUCUGACUCUCCCUACACUGGCCCUCGCAAAGCCGAUGGCAUUGUUAGCUACAUGAUCAAGCAGUCGCUUCCUGCCGUGUCAGACGUCACUGCUGAGAAGCACGAUGAGUUCAAGACGGCUGACAAAGUUGUCGUCGUAGCCUACCUUCCCUCAACCACGGGUGCCCCUGCACCCGAGUUCAGCAAGGCUGCUGAGAAGCAUCGUGAUGACUACCUCUUCGGUAUCUCUACCGACCCUGCUGUUGCCGAGGCCAACGGCAUCCAUCCCCCCGCCCUAGUCCUUUACCGCUCGUUUGAUGAACCCAAGGUCGGUUACCCCUACCCUGCCGCCCACGUCACGGUCGACAAGAUUGAGGACUGGAUCAACGAGUACAAGAUCCCCACGCUCGAUGAGGUCAGCGGGGAGAACUAUGCCACCUACGCCGAGAGUGGUCUUCCGCUCGCAUACCUUUUCGUCGACCCCGCUGACGAGAAGAAGAACGAUUACCUUGACAUUGUCCGCCCUGUCGCCACCAACUACCGUGGCAAGGUUAACUUCGUUUGGAUCGACGCCACCAAGUUCGCCGACCACGCCAAGGCCCUCAACCUUGCUGAGCCCAAGUGGCCUGCGUUUGUCAUCCAGGACCUAUCGAAACAGUUCAAGUACCCGUACGACCAGUCCAAGGAUAUUCGUCAGACCAAGAUCGACGAGAUGGUCGAGGACUUCCUCGCUGGGAACCUCACUCCCGAGCUCAAGAGCCAGCCCAUCCCCGAGACACAGGAUGAGAGCGUGUAUACUCUCGUUAGCAAGGAGUUUGAACAGGUCGUCUUCGAUGAUUCCAAGGAUGUCUUUGUUGAGUUCUACGCAACCUGGUGCGGUCAUUGCAAGCGCCUGAAGCCUAUCUGGGAUUCGCUUGGUGAUCACUUUGAGAGUGUCAAGGACAGUGUCGUCAUUGCCAAGAUGGAGGCUACCGAGAACGACAUCCCUCCCUCGGUUCCGUUCCGUAUCUCCAGCUUCCCUACUCUCAAGUUCAAGCCCGCCGGCUCCAAAGAAUUCCUUGACUACGAUGGCGACCGGUCACUUGAGAGCCUCAUCGCGUUCGUUGAGGAGAGCGCAAAGAACAAGUUUGAUAUCCCUCCCGUUAAGACCGAGACUGAGACCGAGACCAAGGAGGCUCCUGAGCCGGAGGUUGUCCCCCCUGCUGGCGGUGAACAGGUCGUCUUGGAAGGCCAUGACGAGCUCUAAAAAGCGGAACAUGUACUAUAACUUAUAUCACAUAUAUUUGCAUUUUGCCAGCUUGGGCAGUUCAUGUUUGUCACCUUCCGACUAAUGAUAGUUCUUUCGAAUCUUCCAUUGCCG